AUGAACGCACUAAGCGGGAAGUUCACAUGCGCUGUCCUACUAACUAGUGACCCUUCUGCGGUGGGAUCAUCGACCAAGGUUUCGGUAGGGGUUCAAAAUAUUGCAGUAGUCCUUCAGCACCAGGAAAAUGAUAUUCCACUGAUAGAAUCCGUUGCUUCACAUAUUCAGCGUUUCUGCGCUAUAUACAAUAUAUCAUGCGUCGACUGCGGCCGUGACAUCGCAAGUUUGUUGAAGGAGUCUGCACAUGUUGUAGUCGUUCGCUGCGAGGAUCGUGCAGCGACUGGGGAAGUUUCCACUCAGCUGCUGCAGCAGACAAGUGAACCAAUUGUUAUUGUGUUGGAGAUUGACUGCAGCUCCCCCUCGAAAUGGGAUAUCAGAGAUAGUGAAUCAAACAGUGGAUGGAAAUGGCUGCAACCCACACCAAGUUGUUUGGCUGAGUUGCAGAAGCAUGGCGGUUGCAGCAGUGGGGUAUGGCUCCAGGCGGCAAUGAGAUGCUCAAAACCGGUCGUGCGGGUGCAGCUGCCACCGUCAUCACAAACGUCAGUACCGUGGGCUUCAGCCGUGACGUUGGAUGGGCUCAUGCGGGAAGUGGGGUAUAAAGUGGGAUGUUUACCGAAAUACGGCUCGUAG
Trypanosoma brucei brucei TREU927 is the source of this 630-nucleotide messenger RNA. RefSeq lists its product as hypothetical. Lineage: Eukaryota; Euglenozoa; Kinetoplastea; Trypanosomatida; Trypanosomatidae. The record is from RefSeq and is a predicted model, not a curated record. The coding region runs from base 1 to 630 and encodes 209 amino acids. The transcript has a single exon.